UGAGGACGGUUGAUACCAAGCAGCAAAGGCGGACACGCGCCUCGUCCAGACCAUCAGAUCUCCCCUUGCCUUCCCAUCUCAUCCUCCCCCGUCCCAACGGCCCCACCGCGUCUCCAGCCUCCCUCUGUCCGGUACGCAGCCCGCCAAACACUCACGGUACAGAUUCGAAUGUCGGAUGUGCAUGUAGUUGAUGCCCUGCGCGGAGAUGCACGGCGUCACCUGCUGGCCUUCCUCCUCAAGGUCGAGCACCAGCGGGAGAAAGCGCUCGACGUAGGACGCGGGCACGUCGUCGCGAUACGAGCGCUGGAUGAGGGGCUUGCCCUUGAGGUCGAGUAUCGCGAUGAGGCUGGCCAUCGCGGCGGGAGACAACACGCUGAUGGGCGCGUGCGUGCCGACGAUCGCGUGAUGUCACUGCUUGCCUUCGCCCAUCUCUACUGCCACAUCCGCCAAGCACCGCCGCCUCGUCCUUCCCAUCCACGCCCAGUCCACUCCCCUCAUCUCUUGAUCGAGUCGACCGACCCAGACAGCCAGCCUCCCAGCCAGCCCACCCGCACAACACGCGUCCUCAACCCGCCUGCUGCCUACCGCCGCGUCAUCCGCGCUCCCGCCGCCGCCGUCCCGCGCCAGAUGACGCGUCCGCGCUGCCCGUCGCAUAAGAAGCCGGUUCGCGUCCGAUCGAAGUCGACGCGCGCCCCUCGCCUUGACGUUCUUGCUCGAGCCCGCCCGCGAUCGCUGCCUGCGGCGCAUACACAAGUCUAUCGCCCUACGCCUUCCCGCAGCCGCGCGUCAAGACCACCGCCUCGCGCCUCUCCGCUAUCCGUCCCACCCGCGUCCCCUCCUCCGCCUCUCACGACGCGCUCCCGCCUUCGACAACGCCAUAGCCACGUCAUCAAGCCCCCGAAGGACGUCCACAACCCCCUCCUAUUCCUUCCCUACCAUACCCUACCCUCCCCCUUCCCUUCUUCGGCUUCGAUCCCACCCUACCCUCUCUCUUUUCGCACCUCCUCACUACCUACCCAUACCCUUUCCCGCCACCCUACCCCAUUCCUUUCGCGCGACCCCUACCCCUCUCGUCCCACCCCCUCCCUCUCCGUUACCGCCCUACCCCCACUUCCCUUUCGCGCCACUUUACCCCUCCCCCUCCCGCUGUUCGUACCGGCCUACCUCCCUCUUCCCUCCCCUCUCGCGCUUCGCCCCCCUCCCCCUUCGUGCAACUCCCCUCCCUCCCUAUCUUCGCUCCCCCUUUUCUCGUCAUUCACGCGACCCCCUUCCCUCCCUACCCCCCUCCGUUUCGAUCGUCCCUCCCCCCUACCCUUUCCAUCUCGUAUCGCUCCUCCCCUCCCCCUUCCACCCCUUCUUGCCCUCCCCCUCCCUUCUCGCCUACCUCAUCCCCCCUUCCCCCCUCCCUUCGUGCUAACGCCCUUCCUUCGUGCUAACCCUCCACCCCUUCUCCCCCCUCCCCCUCCUCCCUCCCCCUUCUCGCCCCUCCCCCUUCUCGCCCCCCUCCCUUCCUACUUAUCCCGUCCCCCCCUUCCCACCUACCCUCUCCCCUCCCCCUUCUAGCACGACGACGCGCGCGGCCGAGAUGACUAAGCGGGGUAGGGGGUCAGGGGGUC
This is a messenger RNA of Schizophyllum commune H4-8, 1616 nucleotides long. RefSeq lists its product as uncharacterized. The record is from RefSeq and is a predicted model, not a curated record. The coding region runs from base 169 to 1563 and encodes 464 amino acids. Lineage: Eukaryota; Fungi; Basidiomycota; Agaricomycetes; Agaricales; Schizophyllaceae. The transcript has 2 exons.